Thalassophryne amazonica is the source of this 4147-nucleotide messenger RNA. It is a transcript of the gene naca, whose product is annotated as nascent polypeptide associated complex subunit alpha. The transcript has 9 exons. Lineage: Eukaryota; Metazoa; Chordata; Actinopteri; Batrachoidiformes; Batrachoididae. The record is from RefSeq and is a predicted model, not a curated record. Gene Ontology annotation, cellular component: cytoplasm; nascent polypeptide-associated complex. Gene Ontology annotation, biological process: protein targeting to membrane. Bases 83 to 4039 code for a protein of 1318 amino acids.
UCCUCACCGGAUAUUGUCACGAAACCGGGGUCAGGCUUUCUCUCUCACAGCCAUCUUGGAUACAACAUCCCGAGUCGCAACUAUGCCUGGUGAAGCCACAGAAACUGUCCCUGUUACCGAACAGGAGAUGCAGCAACCUCAAGUGGAAACUGCUACACUGUCUGCCUCAGCUUCCCAGAAACCACAAGCAUCUUCUGGCGCUGCUAAGCCUAAAGGCAAAGAUGCCAAGAAUAUUCGGGGUUCCUCUACCCCAAAGGCUGUUCCUGGCAGAAGAAAAUGCUCUUCUGUGUCUGCCUCUUCCUCCUCUCCCACAUCUCCUAAAUCUGCUUCUUCCUCUACCCCUUUGUCCCCCAUGCGAUCUCCCUUAGCAUGUUCACCUGGCAGCUCAUUUACUGCUAAUCAGGGUGAUCACUCCACCCCAAAGAUUGUGAAGGCUGGCAAACAAGGAAAGGCUAAGAAAGGAGAGGCAUUUGUAUCUCCCCCUAUGGAGUGUGUACCCUCAACUGCCGUUGAAAUCCCAGUUAGGCCAAACCUAGAGUCGACUGUUGGAAUGAAAUCUGCCUCUGUUGAGCCAAAAAAGCAGCCUGUUGCAGUUGCAGCCCCAGCUGCUUUUAAAGUUACUUCAAAACCUGCUGUAGCAGCUCCAGUUUCAUUUACAAGCACUCUUCCUUGUAGCCCUCCAAAAUCAACUGAAUUGAAGGCAUCCCCAUCAAAAGUUGUUCCUGACACUGCACUUUUUGAUGAUGAUCUACCUCCACUUAUCCCACCCCAAAAACCGAUCAAAAUGCCAGUGUUCUUACCUUCUGCUGAGAAACAAGAAAAACAAGCUACAACUCCAAAAUCAUCCAUUGAAAUCAAUCCUGAGGUUGAUUAUGUUAAGACUAAACAGCAUGCAUUUGUUGAGAUGACAAAGAAUCCUACUGAGCCCAUGUUGGGACCUGCUGAUGUUCCCAAACCAGUAUCUCAUCCAGCUACUGAAGCCAACCAGAUAAACAUUAAUGCUGCUCAACCAGCAGCUGAAAGCAAACAAGAUCCUUCUGAUACAUCAGCAGCACAGGCAAAUCUUGCUCCUGCAGAUGCUGCUAAGCAAACAGUCCAGCUAAAAACUGUUCUCUCAGAUGCCACAAAGCCGGUGUCUGAGGCUCAAGUUGCUCCCAUAAAGGGUGUUCAGGCAACACAGGCCAAAGCUGCUCCCGCUGAGGUUGCCAAGCCGGCAGCACAGGACAAAAUGGCUCCCGCUGAGGUUGCCAAGCCGCCAGCACAGGACAAGGCGGCUCCCGCCGAAGUUGCCAAGCCGCCAGCACAGGACAAGGCGGCUCCCGCCGAAGUUGCCAAGCCGCCAGCACAGGACAAGGCGGCUCCCGCCGAAGUUGCCAAGCCGCCAGCACAGGACAAGGCGGCUCCCGCCGAAGUUGCCAAGGCGGCAGCACAGGCCAAGGCGGCUCCCGCCGAAGUUGCCAAGGCGGCAGCACAGGCCAAGGCGGCUCCCGCCGAAGUUGCCAAGGCGGCAGCACAGGCCAAGGCGGCUCCCGCCGAAGUUGCCAAGGCGGCAGCACAGGCCAAGGCGGCUCCCGCCGAAGUUGCCAAGGCGGCAGCACAGGCCAAGGCCGCUCCCGCCGAAGUUGCCAAGGCGGCAGCACAGGCCAAGGCGGCUCCCGCCGAAGUUGCCAAGGCGGCAGCACAGGCCAAGGCGGCUCCCGCCGAAGUUGCCAAGGCGGCAGCACAGGCCAAGGCCGCUCCCGCCGAAGUUGCCAAGGCGGCAGCACAGGCCAAGGCCGCUCCCGCCGAAGUUGCCAAGGCGGCAGCACAGGCCAAGGCCGCUCCCGCCGAAGUUGCCAAGGCGGCAGCACAGGCCAAGGCCGCUCCCGCCGAAGUUGCCAAGGCGGCAGCACAGGCCAAGGCCGCGCCCGCCGAAGUUGCCAAGGCGGCAGCACAGGCCAAGGCCGCUCCCGCCGAAGUUGCCAAGGCGGCAGCACAGGCCAAGGCCGCUCCCGCCGAAGUUGCCAAGGCGGCAGCACAGGCCAAGGCCGCUCCCGCCGAGACCGCCAAGGCGGCAGCACAGGCUAAAGCGGCUCCCGCCGAGGUUGCCAAGCCGCAAGCACAGGCCAAGGCGGCUCCCGCCGAAGUUGCCAAGCCGCCAGCACAGGCCAAGGCGGCUCCCGCCAAAGUUGCCAAGGCGGCAGCACAGGCCAAGGCCGCUCCUGCCGAGACCGCCAAGGCCGCUCCCGCCGAGACCGCCAAGGCGGCAGCACAGGCCAAGGCGGCUCCCGCCGAGGUUGCCAAGCCGCAAGCACAGGCCAAGGCGGCUGCCGCCGAGGUUGCCAAGCCGCCAGCACAGGCCAAGGCGGCUCCCGCCGAGGUUGCCAAGCCGCCAGCACAGGCCAAGGCGGCUCCCGCCGAGGUUGCCAAGCCGCCAGCACAGGCCAAGGCGGCUCCCGCCGAGGUUGCCAAGCCGCCAGCACAGGCCAAGGCGGCUCCCGCCGAGGUUGCCAAGCCGCCAGCACAGGCCAAGGCGGCUCCCGCCGAGGUUGCCAAGCCGCCAGCACAGGCCAAGGCGGCUGCCGCCGAGGUUGCCAAGGCGGCUGCCGCCGAGGUUGCCAAGGCGGCUGCCGCCGAGGGUGCCAAGGCGGCUGCCGCCGAGGUUGCCAAGGCGGCUGCCGCCGAGGUUGCCAAGGCGGCUGCCGCCGAGGGUGCCAAGGCGGCUGCCGCCGAGGUUGCCAAGGCAGCUGCCGCCGAGGUUGCCAAGGCGGCUGCCGCCGAGGUUGCCAAGGCGGCUGCCGCCGAGCCGGCUGCCAAGGCGGCUGCCGCCGAGCCGGCUGCCAAGGCGGCUGCCGCCGAGCCGGCAGCCAAGGUCAAAGCGCCCUCCACCGACGCGCCAGUCGAGGCCGCCAAGGCCAGAGCAGCACCCACCAAGGCUGCCAAGCCGGCUGCACCUGCUGAGGGAGUAAAGGUUAAAGCGACCACAGCUGAAGCCACCAUGCCAGCAGAAAAUGGCAAAAUGGCCCCCUCCGAGGCCACCAUGCCGGCAGCACAGGCCAAACAAGGUACAGAACUUAAACAGAUUCCUACUAAAAUUGUCAAGCCAGAAGCAGACGUCAGAGCACCUUUUAACGUGGUCACAUCGGCUGCAGAACAGAAGUCAUGUGCUCCUACUGAACCAGUAACUGACGCUAAGUUGCCUGUUGGGGUUAUAGCUGCACCUACAGAAAUUGGAGAGCAAAAGGUGAUUCCUGUUGUUAAUUCAGUGGCUCAGCAGUCAUCUGCUCCCUUCGCCCCCUCUCCUGUUGAACCUGAUGUUCCUGCCCCAGUUCCCCGUAAACUGACGUUUGCUGAGGCAGUUGCAAAACCUGCACCUGUUAAACCUGGGCUUGAGGUAAUCUGUACAGCUCCAUCUGAACCCUUCUCUUCACCCAAAUCUGACACCCCAGCUAUGGUGGAUCCUGUGAUCAAGAAUGACAAGGGAUCGGGCACAGAGUCGGACAGUGAUGAGUCAGUCCCAGAGCUGGAGGAACAAGACUCUGCACAAACACAGACACAGCAAGCGCAGCUUGCAGCCGCUGCUGAAAUAGAUGAGGAACCUGUAAGCAAAGCGAAACAGAGCCGCAGUGAAAAGAAGGCACGAAAGGCGAUGUCAAAGCUUGGACUCCGGCAGGUAACAGGUGUCACCAGAGUCACCAUUCGCAAGUCUAAGAACAUCUUGUUUGUCAUUACUAAACCAGACGUCUACAAAAGCCCAGCAUCAGACACAUACAUCGUCUUCGGUGAAGCUAAGAUUGAAGAUCUUUCCCAGCAAGCCCAGCUGGCUGCUGCAGAAAAAUUCAAAGUACAGGGAGAAGCUGUAUCAAACAUCCAAGAAAACACACAGACACCAACAGUACAGGAGGAGAGCGAAGAGGAAGAGGUUGAUGAGACUGGCGUUGAGGUCAAGGAUAUUGAACUCGUCAUGUCACAAGCCAACGUAUCUCGAGCAAAGGCUGUACGUGCCCUCAAGAAUAACAACAAUGACAUUGUCAAUGCUAUUAUGGAGUUGACAAUGUAAUGGAAUAAUGGCAGCAAAGAUGUGAAGAUGUUUGCUGGUUUAAUCUAAGAUUGUUUAUACAGUUUGUACUGCAGAUGGAAAUAAACGUGUGCUUGGUUAAAAUGGAAA